Molecule: messenger RNA, 4760 nt
Organism: Nematostella vectensis (starlet sea anemone)
Lineage: Eukaryota; Metazoa; Cnidaria; Anthozoa; Actiniaria; Edwardsiidae
Product: NPC intracellular cholesterol transporter 1
Exons: 16
Coding region: 177-4175 (1332 amino acids)
Cellular component (GO): membrane
Molecular function (GO): lipid carrier activity
Source: RefSeq, a predicted model, not a curated record
ACCCUUCAACAACACCCCUCAGAUUUCUUUACUGGAUUGUCUCUCAAACGUUGAACUUUAGUUUGCGUUUCAACCGGAUUUGUCGCAGGAAUCAGCAUUAGAUCUUUCUAGCAGCGUUUAGGAGAGGACGUGGAACUAGAAAAGUAUUGAUUUUUUUAUAGAAUUUGACGAAAAAAAUGCAAUUCGCAGCGUUUGUUUUAGUAGUGGUUUCUCUGUGCACGUCAACUACCGAGGCGGAAGAAUAUGCACCGAUCCACAAAGAAGGGUACUGUGUUUGGUACGGCCAGUGCACGGAGCCAGGCCAAACGCCGGCGUUGAAUUGCCUUUAUAACGAACCGGCAAAAGAAUUGAACGACACCAAAGCAAUGAAUAUUUUGAAAAACCUCUGUCCAAAGAUAGCCCAAGGUGGGAAGACUUGUUGUGACCUGAGGCAAUUGGAAGCAUUAGACUCAAAUUUGAACACGCUGCGCCAGUUUACAAGCCGCUGUCCUGCUUGUUGGCAAAACAUGCUUGAUAUGUACUGCGAGUCAACUUGUAGCCCGGACCAAUCACUGUUUAUGGACCCAACAAGCGUUGUAGGUUUUCCCCCGUACACCCCCUACAUGAUUAACACGAUCAACUACUAUAUUGCCCCUGAAUACAAAGAUCAGCUUUUCAAAUCCUGUAAGGAUGUUAUUUUUCCUGGGAACAAUGAGAAAAUCCUGAAUUUGCUGUGUGGUCAAAGUGCAGAGACUUGCAGCCCACAAAAGUUGUUGGAGUAUAUGGGGAGUACAUCUAACGGACAAGCACCCUUUGACAUUCAUUACCCUGAAAUUAUUCGCCCUAACAUGACGUGGAUGAACCAAACUGCUUAUAAAUGUAGUGAAAGCUUCAUUAAUCCACUCACGAACCGCACAUCAGCGAAGUGUAGUUGUCAAGAUUGCCAUGGGUCUUGUCCAGUUCUUCCUCCAGAACCUCCCACCCCAAAACAGAAAACCAUCAUUGGCUUGAGCAUCCUCAGUUUUGUCUUACUGGUGGUCUUUAUUGGGUUUUUCAUUCUCUUCAUGGGCAUCUCAUGCUACAAGAUCUUAAGCAAGCCGGCUUACAUGCGUUUACCAGACAAUGUCGUUGCAAGGGGAGUAGUCUACACUGAGGAACGCCCUCCAUCUAAUGUCAUCAAUGUUGAAAUCGCACGAAAGCCUGGUUGCUUUGAGGUUAUGGGCGUAGCUAUGGAACAAAAGCUCCGCAAGAUCUUCUCUUUGUGGGGACUAUGGUGCAGUAAUCAUCCAUAUACUGUUAUAGUUGGCUGUAUUGUUUUUGUUGGCAUACUUGCUGGGGGAGUCGGUUACUAUUCAAUCAUCAAAGACCCAGUCAAGUUGUGGUCUGCUCCCCAGAGCCGUGCAAGACAAGAAAAGGACCUUUUUGAUAGCAAGUUCUCACCGUUUUAUCGUACAGAACAACUGAUCAUCACAGUUAACCAAAAUUAUCCCCAGAAUCACACAGGCUACAAGCAGUAUCCUGAUGAUAAAUUCAUCCCUUUUGGACCUAUCUUCCACUUGGACUUACUGAAUCAGGCAUUAGAUCUCCAGAACUAUCUCACUGAUAUGGUAGUGCCACACACAGAGAAUGGCAAAACCACCAACAUCACACUUGAGGAUGUAUGCUUUAAGCCGCUGGCACCCCUGAACACCAAGUGCACCAUACAAAGUGUAUUUCAGUAUUUUCAGAACAGCAAAGAGUUGCUGAACAAGUGUAGGACAAGUUUGGGAUAUGACUGUUACAAACCUCACCCAGCUGACUACUUCCAUGACGAUUUUCACGAUCACAUUCUCUACUGCACCAGUGCUCCAACAUCUCUUGAAGAUUUCAAGUGGGGUGGAGGCCCAUGCCUUGGUGAAAACGGUGUUCCAGUCAACCCAAACAUCGCCCUAGGAGGCUUUGAAGGGACUGACUACAACAACGCCUCUGCCCUCAUCAUCACGUUCGUCGUGGAAAACCACAGGGAUGAGAAGAAGAAUGCCAAGGCAGAGUCAUGGGAGAAGGCGUUUAUUGACCACAUGAAGAGCUAUGUCGAACAUCCUGAGAACAGUAACUUGACCAUCAGUUUCUCGUCAGAGAGGUCGAUUCAGGACGAGUUAGACCGUGAGAGUGAGACUGACAUUGCCACCAUCUUGGUCAGCUAUACCAUCAUGUUUGUUUACAUUACCAUCGCUCUUGGUCAGAUCAACUCCUGUGAGAGAAUCAUGAUUGACUCCAAGUUCACCCUUGGCUUCUGUGGUAUCAUAAUCGUCCUGUGCUCUGUCAUCUGCUCCAUCGGCUUCUGGAGUUAUGUGGGCGUGCCUGCCACCUUAAUCAUCAUUGAGGUUAUCCCGUUCCUCGUACUAGCUGUCGGGGUGGAUAACUUCUUCAUCAUGGUCCAGGCUUACCAGAGGAUCAAUCGUUACAGCAAUGAGCCUGUCUCAAAAAAGAUCAGUUGUGCCCUUGGUGAAGUUGCACCCAGUAUGCUACUUUCAUCACUCUCAGAAUCUGUUGCUUUUGGAUUUGGUGCGAUGUCCGACAUGCCUGCAGUUAAGGUUUUCUCUCUCUAUGCCUCCUUCGCUGUCGCCGUUGACUUCAUCCUCCAGAUCACAUGGUUUGUGGCUCUUAUGUCACUUGACGCCAAGCGACAGGAAACCAAUCGCUGGGACAUCAUGUGCUGUGUCAAGCAGAAGAAGACAGAGCAUCGUGAGCAAGAUGGCUUUAUCUAUCAGAUCAUGAAGCACUUCUACGCUCCAGCUCUGCUUUCAGAUUUUGUCAGGCCAUGCGUGAUUGUUCUGUUUACUGGAAUGUUAUUCACAAGUAUCGCCUUGACUCCACAUAUAUCUGUUGGUUUGGAUCAAGACAUUGCACUUCCUAAGGAUUCCUUCCUACUGGACUGGUUCAAGGACAUGCGGCAAUAUCUACAUGUUGGCCCUCCUGUGUACUUUGUUCUAGAUGGCAAAUACGACUUUGAGCACUCAAAGACCCAGAAUCGAAUCUGCGGCUCGGCAGGGUGUGAUCCAGACUCACUUAUCCAACAAGUCUUCACUGCUUCUCUCAGAUCCAACAGGUCCAAGAUUGCAAUGCCAGCAUCAUCUUGGCUAGAUGAUUACUUCAAUUGGAUUGACCCAAGCACUACAUGUUGUAGGAUACUGUACGAGAACACCACAUCUGGAGUUGUGCCCGCAAAGGGGCCAAAUGGGGGCCUUGUCUUUUGUAAUGCAACAGUAAAAAAUGAUCUUUGCAUGCCAUGCAUGAACAAGUCACAGCAAGGGGAGAGACCAACACCAAGCGAGUUUGACAUGUAUUUGCCAUUCUACCUCAAAGACAACCCUGAGUUGGUCUGCGCCAAAGGAGGACAUGCCGCGUAUGGCAAAGCAUUACAGCUGAACAGUAACACAUCGAAGUAUCUAGUUAAUUCAUCGUACUUCAUGUCCUAUCAUACCAUCCUGAAAACCUCCGACGACUUCAUAAGCGCUCUCAAAAAUGCAAGAGAAAUUGCUGACAACAUGACAACAGCAUUAGGUGACCCAGAUAUCAAGGUUUUCCCUUACUGCGUUUUCUAUGUCUUCUAUGAGCAAUAUCUAACAGCUGCCACCAAUGCUUGGAAGAAUCUUCUCUACUGCAUAGCCGCUGUUUUCGUGGUGACAUUCCUGUUGAUGGGGUUCAACCUCAGCAUUGCUCUGAUUGUCACCUUUACCGUCGCCAUGAUCAUAACUAAUCUCCUAGGGCUGAUGUAUCUGUGGUCCAUUAGUCUGAAUGCCAUCUCUAUCGUCAAUCUUGUGAUGGCUGUAGGCAUCUCUGUGGAGUUCUGCUCCCACAUCGCCAGAGCGUUUGCCGUCAACACGCGAAACACCAAGCGUGAACGAGCUGAGGAGGCAUUGAUAGAAAUGGGCAGUUCGGUUCUGAGCGGUAUCACGUUAACAAAGUUUGGAGGAAUCAUCGUCUUAGCUUUCGCCAAAUCACGGAUAUUUGAGGUUUUCUACUUCCGUAUGUACCUCGGUAUCGUGCUGUUUGGAGCUCUUCAUGGACUCGUCUUCCUACCAGUCUUCCUCAGCUACAUCGGUCCCAGGUCCACGCGGCAGAACAAGAGCGAGGAGGACUCGCUUCGAAACAGCUUCCUGAACGGCGAGUCGAAGCCGCUACUGAAUGGAUCACAACCCACAUCUAUACAGUGAUUAUCGUUGAUUGACAAUAAUGUUACCAUAAUUACUGCGAUGUGAUUGGAAGGAGGGCGGCAACGUGUAACAAUUGCGGUGAAAUCAUUGUCACGCAUACGUUGCCAUCGCAACUACAUAUUGCUUGGCAGAGACGAGUCACGUGGUACACACGGACGAAGAAAACGCUUUCCAAGAUGCCUUUGUUAUUAAAGGUCCAAGUCGUGUCGUUCUUUCUGAGAAAGCUUCCUGCCGCCGCGACGACAUACUGAACCAGUUAUGAGAAUGAAAAACAGAUAAAGAUAUUUGGUAUUAUGACAAUUAUAUGAAAAUUUUAAAAUCAGGGGUAUAUAGUGGUAAUUGUGAUGGUUAACUUUAAGCAGGAGUAUAUUUUGUUAUUUUAUUUUAUUUUUACGUUUUGUUCACUUCUAGGUCUAGACGUAAUGUUGGUUUCUCCUAAUUUGUUUGCCUCCCCUCUCAUAUUAUUCUAACGAGCUCUCUCCCCCUGCCAAAGAGUGCGUGACACAUGACGUGACACAUACGUCACUCACUAUACUACCUAGCCAUACCUGCACGCGGAUUUUGUUAAUAAACACGUCAUUUAUA